Molecule: messenger RNA, 2412 nt
Organism: Pipistrellus nathusii (Nathusius's pipistrelle)
Lineage: Eukaryota; Metazoa; Chordata; Mammalia; Chiroptera; Vespertilionidae
Source: the annotation of a GenBank genome assembly
AUGGCGGCUGCGCGCAGAAAACUCUCGCAAAGCAGGCAAGUGGGGUCUCUUCUCCUUUUCCUGUGCGUUUCCGUGGGGGGUGAGGCAACCAUCCGCUACUCGGUGGCGGAGGAGAUGGAGAGCGGUUCGUUUGUGGCUAACGUGGCUAAGGACCUGGGGCUGGAGAUAGGGAAGCUGGCUGCGCGCGGGGCGCGGCUGGUUUCCGAGGGCAACAAACUGCACUUCCGGCUCCACCGCAAGACCGGGGAUCUGUUCGUGAAGGAGAAGCUGGACCGGGAGUCCCUGUGCGGCAAAGCCGACCCGUGCGUCCUGCACUUUGAAAUCGUCCUGGUGGAGCCCCUGCAGUCCUUCCGCGCCGAGGUCAGGGUGUUUGAUAUCAACGACAACGCCCCGAUUUUCCCAAACAAGGAGCCGCUGUUAAAGAUUCCGGAGAGCACGCCCCUGGGCUCACGGUUCCCUCUGCAGAGCGCCCAGGACCUGGACGUGGGCCUCAACGGGCUCCAGAACUACACCCUGAGCGCCAACGCCUAUUUCCACCUGCACACCCGCUUCCGCAGCCACGGGCCCAAAUACGCCGAGCUGGUGCUGGACAGACCCCUGGACAGAGAGGAGCAACCCGAAGUCAACUUGACGAUCACGGCGGUGGACGGCGGGUCCCCGCCCAAGUCCGGCACCGCCCACAUCCGCGUGAAGGUCCUGGACGUCAACGACCACGUGCCCCAGUUCUCCCGCCUGGUGUACCGCGCGCAGGUGCCCGAGGACAGCGCCAACGGCUCUUUGGUGGCCGCGGUGACUGCCACGGACCUGGACGAGGGCUCCAACCAGAGGAUUACGUACUCCUUAGCUCAAAACCCAGAGGCCAUUCUCCAGACGUUUCAGAUCCACCCUGAGACUGGAGAGGUUCGCCUGAGAGGGCCCCUCGAUUUCGAAGCGAUGGAAACCUACGACAUUGACAUUCAAGCUACUGACGGGGGAGGCCUCUCUGCCCACAGCAAAGUCCUGGUGGAAGUGGUGGAUGUGAAUGACAAUCCUCCGGAAGUGACCGUCUCCUCUGUGUCCAGCCCUCUCCCUGAGGACGCCCCCCUGCAAACGGUAGUGGCCCUUUUCUCCAUCCGAGACCGGGACGUGCGAGUGGGAGGGAAAAUCACCUGCUUCCUCAGAGAAGACCUUCCCUUUGAGGUCAAACCUACGUUCCGGAAUGCUUACCAGCUGGUCACCAACAGAGGCUUGGAUCGGGAGGAGGUCUCGGGCUAUAAUAUCACCCUCGUUGCCAUGGACACCGGACCACCCAAUCUGUCCACAGAGACUGUCAUAGAGGUGCUAAUAUCUGACAUUAAUGACAACCCCCCGGUAUUUCGGGAGGACUCCUACAUCUUGACGGUCCGGGAGAACAACAGCCCUGCAGUUUUCAUCGGCAAAGUCCAUGCUGAGGAUUUGGAUUUGGGCGAGAAUGCCCAAGUCACGUAUUCUCUGCUGCCUCCAAAGAGCGGAGAUCUAUCCGUCUUUGCUUACAUCUCCAUAAAUUCAGACAACGGGAAGCUCUAUGCACUGAGAACCAUGGAUUAUGAGGCCAUUCAAGAUUUCCAGUUUGUGAUAAAGGCAACGGAUGGGGGCUUCCCAUCGCUGAGCAGCCAGGUUACUGUCCGAGUGGUGGUCCUGGAUGACAAUGACAACCGUCCCAUGAUCUUGUACCCCUUGCAGAAUGGCACCUUGCCCUGCAAUGACCUGGUGCCCAGGUCUGCGGAGGCAGGCUACUUGGUAACUAAGGUGGUGGCUGUGGAUGGUGACUCGGGUCAGAAUUCUUGGCUUUCAUAUCAUCUGUUUAAGGCCACUGACCCCGGGUUAUUCUCUGUUCAACAACAAAAUGGGGAAAUCCGCACACUGCGGCAGAUAUCUGAGAGAGACCUCAUGAUGCAGAAACUUAUCAUUCUUGUUCAGGAUCAUGGCCAACUAGUGCUUUCCACCACUGCUUCACUCAACAUCCUGCUGGUAGAAGGCUUUUCUGAGCCCUAUCUGCAGUUCCGGGAUCCAUCCAAGCAUCCUGCAAUGGUAAAUCCAUCCACUAAAUAUUUGGUCAUUUCUCUGGCUGUGCUUUCCUUUCUCUUUCUCCUCUCGGUCACGGUGAUCUUCCUUAUACACAUCUGCCAGAAAAUUAAAUAUAGAGAAAAGAUCACAAUUCAAGAGCAUUUCUAUGAUGACUGUAAUUUCCCUAAUCACCUGGUACCAGGAGGAGCCCAUGGAUCUCUAUCCCAGCCUUGUCCCUACGAAAUGUGCUCAGCUACUGGCACUGGCACUGGCACUAGUGAGUUUCGGUUUCUUAAGCGCUUUAUGCCCAACUUUCCCUUUCCCCAUGGCACUGGAGAGGUAAAGACAGAGGCUGGCUCCAGUGUACCACUAGGAUCACUGGAUUAA